AUGGCGGUUUCAAAAUUACCUAACGAAUGUUUACAAAUAAUUUUUAAUGACAUUGAUGAUCUAAAAACAUUACACUCCGUUAUCCUCGUUAAUCGUAAUUGGUGUCAAAAUUGCAUUAAACGACUAUGGAAAAAACCGUUUAGAACUAGCACUGAUCAGGAUAAACAAAUCAAAAUUUGCCCUAUUUUAAUUCAAUUCAUCAUAUUCGAUGAAGAAUUAAAAGUUAAAGAAAAGUUGAUAAAUGGUUAUUAUAAAAAAUAUAAAAAAGCAAAUCCCAACCCUUCUCAAUGUUCAUUUGACUAUCCAAGCUUUAUCACCGACAUUGAUUUAGAUCGUAUUAUCCAGGUUGUUUCAUUAUUUGUGCAAUUGAAUAAAAAUAAACUUUAUCUUAUUCCAGGACAUAAGAAAAUUCCGAAAAUUGAUCAAAUUUUAACCUUUGUAUUGAUCAUGUUAAGAGUUAUGGUAUUAAGAGGAGCAAAUAUUAAACGUUUUAUAAUUAGUCAGAAUGAAAAUUAUAUCUGUAUGAUUCUAACUAAUGAAUUUGCUCUUGAACAAUGGAACGAAGCAAAAGUCAAAAUCGAAAACAUUCUUUCUAUCUUCCUGACGAUGGAUGCAACAAAAAGAUGUCUUAAAAACUUGAAAAAUUUUAUGUGUGAUAUGUGUGAUAUGUUAAUAGAAAACUCAAUGAUCUUAUCGAGUUUAAUUUCUAUAUGUACUAAAUUACAGGAAAUUAGGAUUCAAAAUUAUUCUCAUAGUUUAACUAAUGAUUCCUUGAUAUCCUUAAUACAACGUCAAAAAAGUUUGGAAUUCUUGCAUAUUCAAGGUUCAUUAUAUCAUUCAAAUUCAAAUAUCACACAAUUGGUUUUAUCAUUGGAAAAAAAUGCUAGUUCAUAUAAGAAAAUUAUACUUGAAGGUGGAUACGUUGAUAAUGACUGUGCAUUUAAAUCUUUGAUGAAUUGCAAGGAUCUCGAGGUUUUACAAAUCAAAGAUGUAAAAAUCUCUUACAAAAAUUUGGAAAUAUUGGAUUUUGCGGAAUUUCCGAAACUAAAAUGUUUGAGCUUUAUUAAUACGGAACUUGAGAAUAUGGGUCCUAGCUUAGCAAAUCCGUUUAUUGCAAUUAUUAAAAAUGAAAAGAUCACAUCAAGACUACAAAAACUUCAUUUAAUAGGAUUUCUAGAAGUGGAAAAUUAUAAUCUGUUGAAAACUUUGGCAGAAAAUUUUAAAAAUUUGAACGACUUGAACGACUUGUGUGUUCAAAUUACGAGAAAGGAAGAAAUACCGCUUUUAAUUUUAAUUUUGGAAAAUUGUUUGAUGAUUAAACAAAUCAGAUUGGUGAAUCCUAUUUCAACUUAUAACUUUAACGCGUUCAAGAUCUUUAUUAGAGAAUGGUCUGCAGAACAAGAAAAAACGAUGUUAAGAAUUGAGGAUCAGGGAGCUCAUAUUUAUGUUGAAUGGGAAUAA
This is a messenger RNA of Funneliformis geosporum, 1461 nucleotides long. The record is from the annotation of a GenBank genome assembly. Lineage: Eukaryota; Fungi; Glomeromycota; Glomeromycetes; Glomerales; Glomeraceae.